Molecule: messenger RNA, 4001 nt
Organism: Indicator indicator
Lineage: Eukaryota; Metazoa; Chordata; Aves; Piciformes; Indicatoridae
Gene: INSR
Product: insulin receptor
Exons: 20
Coding region: 1-3996 (1331 amino acids)
Biological process (GO): cell surface receptor protein tyrosine kinase signaling pathway; protein autophosphorylation; glucose homeostasis
Cellular component (GO): axon; membrane; insulin receptor complex
Molecular function (GO): insulin receptor activity; insulin receptor substrate binding; phosphatidylinositol 3-kinase binding
Source: RefSeq, a predicted model, not a curated record
AUGGACAUCCGCAACAACUUGACCCGGCUGCACAUGCUGGAGAACUGCACAGUGAUCGAGGGCCACCUGCAGAUCCUGCUGAUGUUCAAAACCAAGCCUGAGGACUUCCGUGAGCUCAGCUUUCCCAAGCUGACCAUGAUCACAGAUUACCUGCUGCUGUUUCGUGUCUAUGGGCUGGAGAGCCUGAAGGGGCUCUUCCCCAACCUGACUGUGAUCCGGGGCACUCGCCUCUUCUUCAACUAUGCCCUGGUCAUCUUCGAGAUGGUUCACCUGAAGGAGGUUGGCCUCUACAACCUGAUGAACAUCACCCGUGGCGCUGUGCGCAUCGAGAAGAACAACGAGCUCUGCUACCUCUCCACCAUCGACUGGUCCAGGAUCUUGGAUUCUGUAGAGGACAACUACAUUGUGGCCAACAAGGAUGACAAGGAAGAGUGUGGAGAUGUGUGUCCGGGCGCUGUGAAGGGGAAGAGCAGCUGUCCCCCAACGGUGAUCAACGGCAUCUUCAUCGAGCGCUGCUGGACGCACGACCGCUGCCAGCGAGUUUGUCCUCCUGCCUGCAAGUCCCAGGGCUGCACCCCGGACGGGCAGUGCUGCCACAGCGAGUGCCUGGGGGACUGCACAGAGCCCAACAACCCUGACAAGUGCAUCGCCUGCCGCAACUUCUACCUGGAGGGGCGCUGCGUGGAGAGCUGCCCCCAGGGCUUCUACCGCUUUGCAGGCUGGCGCUGUGUCACCUUCAGCUUCUGCCAGGAGCUGCACAACAAGUGCCGGAGUGCCCGGGAGUCAGGCUGCCACGUCAUCCACAACCAGGAGUGUGUCCACGAGUGCCCCUCAGGGUACAUCAUGAACUCCAGCAACCUGCACUGCACGCCCUGUGCUGGGCCCUGCCCCAAAGUUUGUGACUUUGGCAAGGAGAAGACAAUCGAUUCAGUGACGUCAGCACAGGAGCUCCGUGGCUGCACUGUGGUCAAUGGGAGCUUGGUUAUCAACAUCCGAGGAGGAAAUAACAUAGCAGCUGAGCUGGAAGCAAAUCUUGGCUUGAUAGAGGAAAUCUCAGGUUACCUCAAAAUUCGCCGCUCUUAUGCCUUGGUCUCUCUUUCUUUCUUCCGUAAGCUCCAUCUGAUAAGAGGAGAAACGCUGGAGGCUGGGAAUUAUUCAUUUUAUGCCUUAGACAACCAGAACCUUCGCCAGCUCUGGGACUGGAGUAAACACAACCUCACGAUUGCCCGAGGCAAACUCUUCUUCCACUACAACCCCAAGCUGUGCCUGUCAGAAAUCCACAAGAUGGAGGAGAUCUCUGGGACCAAGGGGCGCCAGGAGAGGAACGACAUUGCCCUGAAGACCAAUGGGGAUCAGGCCUCGUGUGAGAAUGAGCUGCUCAAGUUUUCUUCCAUCAGAACUUCUCAUGACAAGAUCCUGCUGAAGUGGGAACCCUACUGGCCUCCUGAUUUCCGCGACCUCCUGGGCUUUAUGCUCUUCUACAAGGAAGCCCCAUACCAGAAUGUGACAGAGUUUGAUGGUCAGGAUGCGUGUGGGUCAAACAGCUGGACAGUUGUGGAUGUUGACCCACCCCCACGGUCCAAUGAGCCCAAAUCCCAGGCCCAGCCAGGCUGGCUGCUGAGGGGCCUGAAGCCCUGGACACAGUACGCGGUGUUCGUGAAGACCUUGGUGACCUUCUCGGACGAGCGGCGAACCUAUGGCGCCAAGAGCGAGAUCAUCUACGUGCAGACCAGUGCCACGGUUCCAUCAGUUCCAUUGGAUCCCAUAUCUGUCUCCAACUCCUCAUCCCAAAUCAUUCUGAAGUGGAAGCCGCCCUCGGAGCCCAAUGGCAACAUCACUCACUACCUGGUGUUCUGGCAGCAGCAGGCAGAGGACAGUGAGCUCUAUGAGCUGGAUUACUGCUUGAAAGGAUUAAAGCUGCCCUCAAGAACGUGGUCUCCUCCUUUUGAAUCCGAAGACCCUCAGAAGUAUAAUCAAAGUGAAAAUGAAGAAGUCAGUGGAGAAUGUUGCUCCUGCCCCAAAACAGACUCUCAGAUACAGAAGGAGCUGGAGGAGUCUGCCUUCCGCAAGACGUUUGAGAACUACCUGCACAAUGAGGUCUUCAUGCUCAGGCCAUCAAGGAGGCGCAGAGACCUUGGCUCGAUGGUGAAUGCCACCAUGGUGCUCCCCACUAUCACAUCCUCCCCAGAUGGCUCUGCAGCAGCCAAUGAGAGCACAGAGGAGCAGAAGCCCUUUGAGAAGGUGAAGUCCAAGGAGUCUUUGGUUAUCUCAGGCCUGCGGCACUUCACUGGCUACCGCAUCGAGCUGCACGCCUGCAACCACGACGCACAGGAGUCCCGGUGCAGUGUCGCUGCCUAUGUCAGUGCCAGGACCAUGCCUGAAGCUAAGGCUGAUGACAUCAUUGGCCCAGUUACCCACGAGCUGGUUGAGAAGAACACUGUGCACCUCAAGUGGCAGGAGCCACGGGAGCCCAACGGCCUCAUCGUGCUCUACGAGGUGAACUACGGACGGCUGGGGGAGACUGAGGAAGCUCACCUCUGUGUGUCCCGAAAGCACUUCGCCAGCGAGCAGGGCUGCAGGCUUCGAGCACUGCCCCCGGGCAACUACAGUGUCCGCGUCAGAGCCACCUCCCUGGCUGGCAAUGGCUCCUGGACAGAGCCCACCUACUUCUACGUGGCUGACUACUGUGAUGCUCAGCCCAACAUCACUGUCAUCGUCGUUCCCAUCAUUUUUGCCAUCAUCAUUGCUGGGAUUAUUGGAGCUGCCUACGUGCUGGUGAAGAAGAGACAAACCGAGGGACCAACUGGACCACUCUACGCAUCCUCCAACCCCGAGUAUCUCAGCGCCAGCGAUGAGCUUUUCCCUCUGCCCCCAGUCUAUGUCCCCGACGAGUGGGAGGUGCCUCGGGACAAGAUCACUCUGCUGCAGGAGCUGGGGCAGGGCUCCUUCGGCAUGGUCUAUGAGGGCAUCGCCAAGGAUGUGGUGAAGGGGGAGCCGGAGACACGCGUGGCAGUGAAGACGGUGAACGAGGCUGCCAGCCUGCGCGAGCGCAUCGAGUUCCUCAAUGAGGCCUCUGUCAUGAAGGGCUUCAGCUGCCACCACGUGGUUCGCCUCCUUGGGGUGGUGUCAAAAGGGCAACCGACUCUGGUGGUGAUGGAGCUGAUGGCACAUGGAGACCUGAAAAGUUACCUGCGCUCCUUGAGGCCUGAUGCUGAGAAUAACCCUGGGCGGCCGCCCCCCACACUGAGGGAGAUGAUCCAGAUGGCUGCCGAGAUCGCUGACGGCAUGGCUUACCUGAACGCCAAGAAGUUUGUCCACAGAGACCUUGCCGCUCGCAACUGCAUGGUUGCAGAAGACUUCACUGUGAAAAUUGGAGACUUUGGCAUGACCAGGGACAUCUACGAGACCGACUACUACCGGAAGGGAGGCAAGGGGCUGCUGCCUGUGCGCUGGAUGGCCCCGGAGUCGCUCAAGGACGGCGUCUUCACCACCUACUCUGACGUCUGGUCAUUUGGUGUUGUCCUCUGGGAGAUCAGCAGUUUGGCAGAGCAGCCAUACCAGGGACUGUCCAAUGAGCAGGUGCUAAAGUUUGUCAUGGAUGGAGGAUACCUGGAUCAGCCAGACAACUGCCCGGAGAGGCUGCACAGCCUGAUGCAGAUGUGCUGGCAGUACAACCCCAAGAUGCGCCCCACCUUCAUCGAGAUCAUUGAGAUGCUGAAGGAGGACUUGCACCCUAGCUUCCACGAGGUCUCCUUCUUCUACAGCGAGGAGAACAAACCUCUGGAAACAGAGGAGUACGAGCUGGACUUUGAGAACAUGGAGAGCAUUCCCCUCGACCCCUCCUCAUACUCACAGAGGGACAAGGUCCUGGGGAGGGACAAUGGCCUCUCCUUGGCCCUCAAGGGGAACUAUGAGGAGCACAUCCCCUACACUCACAUGAACGGUGGCAAGAAGAAUGGGCGGAUCCUCACCAUGCCCAGGUCCAGUUCUUCCUAACACAU